UCAAAAAUUCAAAAUGUCAUUACAAAAAUAACCAAACGGGGGAAGGUUUUUGUUUAUUUUUCAAAAUAUUUUUAAUAAAAUGUAUGAAACAACAAGGUAGGAUUAUCGUAAUAUCAACGUAGGCAUAAGAUUCAACUCUCAAAAUGUUUGAUUGUUUUACGUAACGCCGGGUAAUCGUUACAAGAGCUUUUAAAGAUGGUUCUGAUAAAUGCUGAGCCAAGAAAUUUUCUUCACUGGCUCGUCAACGUUAAACUUUCCAGGAUAGUCGUAAUGGUACUAGCUAUUUUAAUUCUGACACCUCUAAUAACUCACUUUUAUUUGUCCAAAGUCGAAAGAAAUGUAAGUUCGAUAACACAUAAUGCACAUUCGCAUCUGGACCUGCCAGAAAAUGUAGACGUAAAAGAAAUAGAUCUAAGAGUAGGUGUAGAAGAACUAGUUAGAAUAAGAGGUUCGGUUUUAAGUGAGCUUAGAGAUAUUGAGAAAAAGAGGCAGCAGUUUAAACAAGAACUACAGACAUAUUCUAAGAAUAUAGAAGAACUGAAAACGGAAUUAGCUCACCAUCAAACAAAUUUAAAUAGGCUGAAAAUAUCAGUUGAACAAGCCCAAGUUGCCAUGCACGAAGCCUUAGAACAAAACACUCCAGAUUUAGCCUUACCGAAAAAGUUGACUCCUGAUAGUUUACCGCAUAUUCUCCCACCUAUUCCUCGAAACAGAUCAAGGAAUUGUAGAAUGUUUUCAUGUUUUGAUCAUUCCAGAUGCUCAUUAACAUCAGGAUUUCCAAUCUACCUUUAUGACCCUGAUCAGCAUGCUGUUAUGAAUGAAGGCUGGGAUGUAGAUGGCUUCUUGAAAACUACCUUAAAGCAAGUUCUGGGAUAUAACCCACAUUUGACUCAGAACCCUAAAGAAGCCUGUGUAUUUUUAGUAUUAGUCGGAGAAGCAUUGAAAGACACAGAUGAUGUUACUGAGAAUAUAGGAAAUCAUCUCAAUCUACCACCACUGGACUCUGAAGCUCUGAAACGCUUACCAUACUGGGGUGGAGAUGGAAGAAAUCAUAUUUUAUUAAAUUUGGCUCGAAGGGAUUUGAGUGCUAUUAAUGGAGAUAUUUUUUCUAGCGUUGACACAGGCAGAGCAAUAUUAGUCCAAUCAACUUUUUAUCAUGAUUAUUUCAGACCAAACUUUGACCUAAUUGUCUCACCUGUCUUGGGACCUCCUGGAGGUGAUGUUUGGCACGAAUGUUCCCAUAUGGUACCAAGUCGACGCAAGUAUUUGCUUACAUUUCAAGGCGAAAUGAAAAUUAAUAAAGCCUACAUCACCAAAAAACAAUUAGUUUUUGUUGAUGAGGAACUUGAAAAAGAAAACACCGAGCUAAAUAAUUUUAUAUUAGAACAUUUAAAACAGCUUGCAAACACUCAUACUUCUGACAAGUUUUUGUUUGAUUUCGAGUGUGUACCUGCCAGCGAUGAUAGUAUGAAUAUGGGCCCACAAGACUGGGCUCUUUGUGGUACUGAUAGUAGUAGAAUGUCUGUUCUGAAAGAAUCGACUUUUGCUCUAAUUUUUGCACCUAGUUCUAUUGAAUAUGUAUCUACAACCCUUUUACAAGCUCGGGUGUAUGAGGCUCUAAGAUCAGGUGCAAUUCCAGUGAUUCUUGGUGGCGAUCAAGUAAAACUUGCUUACAGCGAAGUGAUUCAGUGGAAGAGAGUAGCAAUAUUCUUGCCAAAAGCUAGAGUGACAGAGCUUCAUUUUGUUUUAAGAACAAUUCCAGAUGAAGAUAUUCUUCUGUUUAGAAGACAGGGUAGGUUAAUAUGGGAAAGGUACUUAGCUUCGGUACAAAGUACUUUAGAUACUAUAGUAGCUGUGUUAAGAGAUAGGCUUAAUAUACCGCCACUACCGGCAGAUACAGUGGCAGCUGUGAGUGUUUUUAAUGACACUUUUCAACCAAUUUUAGUUCUUGCUACUGGUGAUGUUGAACAAGAAGAGAGCUUGGGACCAUUAGAACCGCCCUAUAAUAGUCCAGCUUAUCGCAGGAAUUAUAGUUUAGGUCUCACUCAAGGGCAUGAAAUGUGGAAUGACUGGGGAGAUCCAUUCAGAUUAUACGCUGCACUUCCCAUGGACCCCAUCCUACCCUCAGACGCCAAAUUCGUCGGAUCUGGACGAGGCUUCCGCCCCAUAGGAAACGGCCAAGGGGGCGCAGGGAAGGAAUUCUCCGAUGCCCUGGGGGGCAAUAACCCCCGAGAACAAUUCACCAUCAUCCUCCUAACCUACGAGCGCGAACAGGUACUCAUAGACUCCAUAGCGCGUCUCCGGGGAUUACCCUACCUUCACUCCGUGGUAGUUAUAUGGAACUCACCGCGUCUGCCCAGUCCAGAACUCCGCUGGCCUGAUAUUGGCGCCCCCGUCCACAUAAUCAAAGCUGCCAGGAACUCCCUAAACAACAGAUUCCUUCCCUUGGAGAAUUUACAGACUGAGGCUGUACUCUCUGUUGAUGACGAUGCACACUUAAGACACGACGAGAUUUUGUUUGGCUUCAGAGUAUGGAGGGAACACAGAGAUCGGAUUGUGGGAUUCCCUGGGAGAUUCCACGCUUGGGACCUCAAUACAAAAAACAGCUGGCUGUAUAAUUCAAACUAUAGCUGUGAAUUAAGUAUGGUGCUCACGGGAGCUGCCUUUUUGCACAGGUACUACUUACAUUUGUACUGGAAAUGGUUACCGCAAGCUAUCAGGGACAAAGUUGAUGAAUACAUGAAUUGCGAAGACAUUGCCAUGAAUUUUUUGGUCAGUCACAUAACCAAAAAACCCCCGGUUAAGGUUACGUCUAGGUGGACGUUCAGAUGUCUGGGAUGUCCUCAGAGUUUGUCCGAGGAUGAUACUCAUUUUCAGGAAAGGCACAAAUGCAUUAAUUUUUUUUCUCAGGUCUUUGGAUAUACGCCUCUUCUAAACACUCAGUAUAGAGCGGAUUCUAUAUUAUUUAAAACGCGGAUACCGCACGACAAACAAAAAUGUUUUAAGUUUAUUUAACGCUACAGUAAUUUAUAAUUUGAGGACUGAAUUGUUUUUUUUACAUGUGUAUUUAUUUUACCGAUGAUUUUUGUUGUUAUAUAUCUGUAUAUAAGCUAAGACAUUUUAUUUAUACAUAACACAAGCGGUCACAAAAUUUAAUAAUUGUGAUAUAACUGUACUGGUGCCAUUUAGAAUAUUUUAAGUUGUAUAGACUAAAAAUAAAUAACAUAAGAGCU
Molecule: messenger RNA, 3233 nt
Organism: Sitophilus oryzae (rice weevil)
Lineage: Eukaryota; Metazoa; Arthropoda; Insecta; Coleoptera; Curculionidae
Gene: botv
Product: exostosin-3
Exons: 8
Coding region: 196-3015 (939 amino acids)
Cellular component (GO): membrane
Molecular function (GO): glycosyltransferase activity
Source: RefSeq, a predicted model, not a curated record